Messenger RNA from Somion occarium, 1304 nucleotides. Lineage: Eukaryota; Fungi; Basidiomycota; Agaricomycetes; Polyporales; Cerrenaceae. The record is from the annotation of a GenBank genome assembly.
GCUAUACAUAGAGCGUCUCCCGAUUUCUUAGCGGGUGGACUACCAUUGCAUCCUCAUGUGUUAUGCAGGGUGAUACAGGAGAAUGAAAUAGCAACAUGUGGUAGUGCAAUAAACAAGACAUCUGCCCGAGAACGCAAGGCCUGUGUUGUUGCGACAGAGAGACGUCGAGGGUCAGUGGUAAAUCACCUUGGAAACAACGCUCCGGCAGAUGGAGCGCCGCAAUCAUUUUGAUACGGCAACCAGUCCUCUUUUAUAGCCUCCUCUCAUUCUUUCUCACCUCUUCCAACCUUCCCUCUCUCGUUCCUACCCAUUAUCUUUUUAUCCGCGCCAGGCCGCUGUGCGACCACUUUCGUUCGGUUGACCCGAUAAAUCAUACACUCUUCGUAUACAUUCCGAUACUUUGCAAACCAUUCGAUCAGCCAUGCUCUUCACUCGCAACUUCGUCUUCUCCGUUUUGGCAUUUAUUUUCGUUGGCUCGGUCGCCGCCGUGCCCAUGCCCAUGCCCCUUCGCCGUUCCAUGGAACGCCGCGAACCCGCUCCUCUGGAAGUAAUUCCAGCCUACCUCAAGCGUGCCGAUGUCAACACCACACCCGCUGAAAUCCCCACCAAGGCCCCCGCUGGCCAAAUUGAACCUUACAAGCGUGACGAGGUCAAGCGUCAGGAUGUGAACAACUUGCCUGCUGAGAUCGCUACCAAAGCUCCGACCGGUCAGAUUGAGCCCUACAAUCGUAGGGAGCUCGAGGAGUUUGAGAAGCGCAAGCUUAACGCCAAGCGCGCAGACCUUAACACCACACCUGCCGAAAUCCCCACUAAAGCUCCCGCCGGUCAAAUUGAGCCUUACAAGCGUUCGGAGGUUAAGCGUCAGGACGUGAACAAAUUGCCCGCUGAAAUCGCUACCAAGGCACCGACCGGUCAGAUCGAGCCCUACAACAAGCGCGAGUACAAGCGCGGGGAUAUCAUCCCCUCUGAGCUCCCAACCAGGUCGAUUGACGGCGUCAUUGAGCUGAUCUGAGUCUCUUCAGCUUAUGGCAGUGCAUGUUCCGACCAGUUUGAUGGAGAGAUGGCGUGCUCAUGAUCGUUUGCGUUUCUGCUCUUUAUCGUCUCCCCUUCCGAUCUGUAUCCUUAGAAGUGCUUGAUGCGCCGAAAGGUCAUCAUCAGUAGCUUGACCGCGGACUUCCUUCUUUCCUUCUCCUCUUUGCACCACUCUCCACUGCUUUUGCUCUCGGGUAGCAACUGUACUGUCAUUCUUUGCUGGGCAAAAUCUCAUAAUAAACCUGGGUUCGAGACAGGGAAUUCAUCUCCGG